Molecule: messenger RNA, 3450 nt
Organism: Chaetomium fimeti
Lineage: Eukaryota; Fungi; Ascomycota; Sordariomycetes; Sordariales; Chaetomiaceae
Product: S-adenosyl-L-methionine-dependent methyltransferase
Exons: 4
Coding region: 1-3450 (1149 amino acids)
Biological process (GO): tRNA processing
Molecular function (GO): DNA binding; tRNA (uracil(54)-C5)-methyltransferase activity, S-adenosyl methionine-dependent
Source: RefSeq, a predicted model, not a curated record
AUGGCACCGAGCGAACCGAAUCAGAAACGAAAGCGCGGUCGACCCCCGGGAGCUUCAAGCGCGUUGGCACGCGAACAGAGGGAUGGCGCGACUGGAGAAUCAACCGGCAACGCAAUUGAGGCAGAAUCUCAAGCCGCCCCGAGGAAACGAGGGCGACCGCGCAAGAGUAUCGAUCCUGGAACACAAAAUGAACAACACCCCGCAGCCGAAGCCGACCAGACCGGAACCCCGAACGUGGCCCCGAAGAAGAGGGGGCGGCCGCCGAAAACCCGUGAUCCCGAACCGGAGGAAGAAAUCCCCGUGGAGUCCCGGCCACGCAAGAGGAGGCGGGCAGCCGAAGCUGAGGAGAUAGAAGAAGGCCCGGAAGAGGGCGAGGGGAGUAAACAGUCCCGUCCGUCAGUCGCGGACCCGGAGGAGCAACCCACAGAGAAGCCAACAACUCGUCGAGGGAGAAAGAACCGCCAAUCCGACGACAGCCCUGCGCGAUCGCCGCCGCAGGAACCUGAAGUUGGAGAUGGACAAGCAGAGAAGACCAAGGGCAAACCAGGACGGAAGCCGGCACGCCGAAAUGAACAACCAGUGGAAGAAGACCGAAUAGAAGAGGAUACUUCCGGCCGCCGAAGACGAAGGAAGCCUGCAGACGACAACCCCGUGUCACCAGAGGCUGCCGGUGAGAAUCAACCAGCGCCAGUCCCCGAGAAGCGGAGGCGUGGGCGCCCAUCCCUAGCGGAAAUGUCCGUCUCUAGAGCACAAAACCAACCAUCCCCUCCCCAGGCGGACAAACAAGAGAAGAAAAGGGGACGUGGCCGUCCCCCUCGCGCCUCCAACGGAGAGACCGAGUCACCCAACCAAGCCGCCGAGCGACCCCCAGCCAACCCCCCCAAACCCUCCAAGAAACCCCCCAACCGCCGCCCUGCCCCCGAACCCGAACCAUCACCCCCUCCGCAACCACAACCCGCCACAACCACCGCCGCGGCCCCGAACCCCCCCGAAAAAUACCGCCACCUCACAACCCUCACCCGCCAAAUCCCGCGCGCCACCAUCGCCUCCAAAUGGACGCCCCUCUCCACGCCCUCCAUAACAGCCGUCUCGGCGCUCCUCGCAGACAGCGCCCGCCCCGUGCUGCACCGGCUGCGCGAGCGCGACCAGCGCCACGCGCAGGCCGCCUCCAUCCUGCGCACCUUCUCCGCCCGCCUGCACGCCAAGCUCGUCAAGGGCAUGCCCUUCCCGCCGCCGUCGGUGGCAGCGCCGCGCGCGCGGGGCAGGCCGAAGCGGGUUGAUGCUGGGGUUGGGGGUGGGGGUGGUGGGGGUGGGCAUGGUGGGGGUGGGCAUGAGGUGGAGCUGGAUUUCGAGCGCACGGUGGACGCUAUUGCUGGGAUGGAGCGGGCGCUCGAUCCGCUGCUGCAUAGCGUGGCGCUGCUGCGCGCGGAGAAGGAGCGUGAGGAGAGGGCGCUGGAGCGCGAGUAUGAGGGCCUGAGGCGGCUCGAGGGCAAUGCUAGGGCGCAGGCCAGGAGGUGGAGGGAGGGGCGGGAGAGGGGCAGGGAGCAUGUUCUUGCUGGUGGGGUGGGGGACCUGCAAGAGGAAGAACUGCUGGCGCUGUCGCAGCAGAUUGGCAGUCACAUGGAGAGCAUGAAGAGUAACCUGGGCCAGAUUGAGGGGGUGCUUCCGGCUAUUGCGAAGAGCAGGGCUGCGCUCCAGGGGACGUUGUGUGAGCAUUUGGACCCCGAGCAGUACGAGCAGGUGCUACUUGGCCAAACCACGAUAGACGCCGGCGUUACGCCCCAGGCCGCUCACACCACCGGUCAAAAACAACACGGCAAGCGGUCCUUCCAGGGUAACCAUAACCGCAGAGGGGCGAAGCACAGGAGGAAGCAGAAGCCCGUUCAGGAAGGAUCUCACGAGGAAGUGCUGCUGGCUGAUGUGCAGGCGCUGUUGGCUUCGCACAAGAUAUCCGACGGGGCCGAGGAUGGGAUUGAGAAUGAUGCCGCCGCCGAGGAGGUGCCUUUGCCGGCUCAAGGCAGCGAGAUCGAAGUUGAGGUCGUUGAGUUGUCAUCAACUGGAGACGGUCUGGCAAAGCAAAAGGGGUCUGACCACAUCUACGCCGUGCCGUUCUCUGUACCCGGGGACACGGUGAAGGUCAAGGUGUACCGCCAUAACCACGACGAAGGGUACUCAGCCGCCGACUUCAUCUCGGUUGUCAAGCCGUCCGCUCUGCGCGACGACAGCCGGAUCCAGUGCCAGUAUUUUGCCAAGUGCUCCGGGUGUCAGUUCCAGAUGCUCGACUACGAUGAGCAGCUCAGGAUAAAGAAGAACAUCGUUGUUAAGGCGUACCGCAAUUUCUCCCAACUGUCGCCCGAGCUGGUCCCUGAGGUACUCGACACCAUCGGCAGCCCGCUGCAGUACGGCUACCGCACCAAGCUGACGCCUCACUUUGACGGGCCCCCAGGCAAUUCUAGGCGAGGGCCCAAAAAGUGCCACGAGUCAAUGCCGCCAGUCGGCUUCACACCAAAGGCCACCCGCAAGGUGCUGGACAUUGAGGACUGCCCCAUCGCGACCGAGGCCGUGCGCAAGGGGAUCACGGACGAGCGCGCCCGCAUGGCCGUCGAGUACGGCAACUACACCAAGGGCGCAACCAUUCUCCUCCGCGAGAGCACCAAGCGCGUGCCCAAGUCCUCCCCCACCGACACGCCCGAGGUUCCGGAAGGGACCCCCGCCACCGCGGUGCGCGUCGAAAGCGACACGCACACCGAUUUCAAGACGUGCAUCACGGACCAGAACGCCACCUCGACCGAGUACAUCGACGACUUCGUCUUCACCAACCCAGCCGGCUCCUUCUUCCAAAACAACAACUCCAUCCUGCCCCCCUUCACAGCCUACAUCCGCGAGCACAUCCUCCCCCCCGCCACCACCACCACCACCACCACAGCAACAACAAAACCCAUCAAAUACCUCAUCGACGCCUACUCCGGCUCGGGGCUCUUCACCAUCACGCAGUCGGCCCUCUUCCCCGGCGGCAGCAUCGGGAUCGACAUCGCGGACAAGUCCAUCACCUUCGCGCGGCGCAACGCCGCGCUGAACGGGCUGGCGGAGUCCCAGUGCCGGUUCCUGGCGGCGGACGCGCCGGCGCUGUUCCAGAGCGUGGACGCGUACGACCCGGACGAGACGGUCGUCGUGCUGGACCCGCCGCGCAAGGGCUGCGACGCCAGCUUCCUGCGCCAGCUGCUGCGCUUCGCGCCGCGCCGUGUGGUGUAUGUGAGCUGUAAUGUGCAUACGCAGGCGCGGGAUGUGGGGGUGUUGGUGAGGGGCGCGGUGGAUGGGGUUCAGGCGGAGGGUGGUGCGGAGGGGAAGGAGGGGGCGAGGUACGAGAUUGAGAGUAUUCGCGGGUUUGAUUUCUUCCCGCAGACGGGGCAUGUUGAGGGCGUGGCUGUUCUGAACCGCGUUGAUGCGUAG